Molecule: messenger RNA, 5382 nt
Organism: Folsomia candida
Lineage: Eukaryota; Metazoa; Arthropoda; Collembola; Entomobryomorpha; Isotomidae
Exons: 1
Coding region: 1-5382 (1793 amino acids)
Biological process (GO): DNA integration
Molecular function (GO): nucleic acid binding; zinc ion binding
Source: RefSeq, a predicted model, not a curated record
AUGGCGCCCCCGACUGCACUGGACAAGGCCAUCCACGAGAGGAAAUCGGUAACUGAUACAAUCGACUAUCUACAAAUUGAAUCUGAUAACCAUGCUACGAGGCCCUUGAAUCUCCCAAGUACACUGCAUUUCCUCGCCAUGGCUGAGACCGCACAGAAAGAGGUUAUGGCCAUCCACAACAAAAUCCAAGCUACUUCCCCUCCAGAUAUGGCCCCUCACAAUGCUGAAUACCAAAUUCUUCUCGGUAAAGCUGCUCGUGUCGUAAUAGCCUUCACUACGAUCAAGAUGUCCUUCCCAGGCACCUCCACCGGUCACGGAUCUGGUACACACAUCCCCAGUCCUGACAUAAAACUUCCGCGAUUAGAACUCCCCUCCUUCGACGGCACUUUACAAGAUUGGGUCUCAUUUCGUGACAUGUUCGUCACCACCGUCCACUCCAAUACUACAUUAUGUAAGUCCCAGAAAUUGACCUACCUUAAAUCCCAACUCAAAGGAGAAGCAGCACGACAACUCUCAUCCAUGACCAUUUGUGACGCCAACUACGAUAUCGCAUGGAGCCUACUCACAGAUAGGUACCAGAAUGACCGUGAAUUGUUGUUCGCCAUAUUAAGAAGAUUCACAAAUCAAGCAACAGUUCCACACAACUCAUCUACAGCAAUUCGUCAACUAGUAGAUGUAUCGAAGGAAUGCAUCCGAUCUCUCGACGUGCUCAAGCUACCGACCAUUCAUUGGGAUGCCAUUCUCCUCUUCCUCAUCGUGAACAAAUUGGAUCCUUCAUCAAAGGAACUCUGGGAACAAGGUCUCAAGGACAGUACAAUCCCAACAUUAAGAUCCCUGUACGAGUUCUUGGAGCAGAGAGCACGAGCCUUGGCAGCCAGCGGUACCGACACCCCCUCCAAGGUAACACAGCCACCUGCGCAACACAGCAAUCAAAACAGCAAUAAACCAGGGAAAAGAGUAACAAGAUCGCAAUCUCGUCCCAUGGUCCACCACGCCAACUCACCGUCUACAUGCAAGAUUUGUGAGAACCAAUCCCACCCCUUGUACAAGUGUGAGAAAUUCAUGGGAUGGUCCAUCCAGCAGAGGUCUGAUGCCAUUCGCAAAAUAAACGCUUGCUACAACUGCCUACGCGAAGGUCACAGGAAGCAGGACUGCACCUCCAAGUCCACCUGCAGAUCUUGUGGUUACAGACACCACACCCUUCUUCACGCAAGAAAGGAGGCCAAUCCGGGUACCAAGCCCGAUGAAGCGGCGGAGAAUCCCCCAGCCACCACUUUCUUCACAUCCAGUUGUUCAUCCACAGCAGCAAAUGAAUACGACACAUUACUUGCAACUGCCUUAGUUCGAGUAGCCGACAAGCAUGGAAAGCUGCAUACAUUCCGGGUUCUUGCUGAUAAUGGGAGCAACACUCACUUCGUCACCGAGUCCUGCCUCAAGAGGAUCGGUGCCCCACGCAGAAGAUGCUUCACAUCCGCAACAGGCUUGGGUGGAUCAUCUCUCGCUCAUUCUACCGGAAUCACUCAGUUUACGGUUAUGCCUCACUUCGAUUCGUCAAUUUCGUUCCCUGUCUCAAGAUGCCUCAUCACCACCAAAAUCACUGGCAAACUUCCGUCAUCGCCUUUCGACCACGCCAAGUGGUCACAUCUUUGUGGGUUACAAUUAGCAGACCCAACUUACCACGAACCUCGAGACGUGGACAUGCUUUUGGGUGCAGAAUUCUUCUUCAGCAUCUUGGAGUGUGGGAAACAAUCAGGUCCCUCCAACAGUCCCAUCGCCAUCAAAACAAGCUUCGGAUGGCUGAUUGGUGGUGGAUCCGCCGAAAUCCCACUCCUCGAGCCCCAAACUCAUUCCACCCUCACUCUACAACAAUGUGGACCAAGCUCCACCAACUCCACUCAACAAAUUGCCAGUGAUGAUGAGCACCUCAACGCUACACUUCAGAGAUUUUGGGAACUGCAGAGCGAACCAACUGAGGGAUGCCACACAUCAGAAGAAAAAGAAAUCGAAUCCCACUUCCGUUCAACAUACCGUCGUGAUGCAACAGGGCGUUUCACUGUACAACUUCCGUUCAAAAUCCCGAGAUUAAAUGUUGGACACUCUUACAACAUUGCACUGAAGAGAUUGCUAUAUCUCGAGCGUCGCUUGAAGACCAACCCUGAGGCCAGAAAAGAAUACGCUUCAUUCAUGAGAGAGUAUGAAGCACUAGGUCACAUGGAAGAAGUUCUGCCAGUGGAACCCAGUGACCAAUCCCAUACAACCCAAUGCUAUAUCCCUCAUCAGUUCGUCCGUAAAGAAUCGAGCACCACCACCAAGUUUCGGGUCGUGUUCGACGCCUCCGCCAAGACCUCCAAUGGUAUUUCCCUCAACGAUACCCUGAUGGUUGGACCUACAAUCCAAGAUUCACUCGUGGACAUCUUGUGUCGAUUCCGCCUCCACAAGAUAGCUUUCACCGCCGACAUUGCGAAAAUGUAUCGGCAGAUUAAGGUGACCUCCUCAGAUGCAGAUCUCCAGCGCAUAGUUUGGCGUGAAGAUGCAACCGGACCAGUCAAGCAUUACCGCCUACUCACUCUGACCUACGGUACUGCCCCAGCUUCAUUCUUGUCAACCCGUGUCCUCGACGAACAUGCCAAAUUGGAAGCUGAUUCCUUCCCUCGCGCAUCUCUAGUCGCACGACGAGAUUUUUUUGUGGACGACUUGAUGUCCGGUGAACCCUCAUUAAAAGAAGCCCUCAAUACUCAACAACAAUUACUUGAAUUGAUGAAGGCUGGAUCGCUACAACUUCGGAAAUGGUCAUCCAACUCUCAAGCAGUACUCGACUCCCUUCCCCCAGACAUGCGAGAAACCCAAUCACUUCUCACAUUCGACUUGGACCCGACCAUUAAAACUCUUGGCAUCUGUUGGAACCCCAAGACGGACAAAUUCCUGUUCAAGUUAGCUCCUCUCCCUGCCCCAACCAAACCAUUAACCAAAAGAAAUGUUCUCUCAGAACUGGCUCGUCUUUUCGAUCCUGUGGGUUGGCUCGCACCGAUCAUAAUCACGGCAAAGAUUGUGAUGCAAUCGCUUUGGAAACUUGACCAAGGCUGGGACGACGCUUUACCACAAGAUUCUCAACGCCACUGGAUGGAAUUUAGGACCGAUCUUGAAAACCUCAGCAAACUUGAAAUCAACCGUUUCUACAUGUGGGGCACAAGUCUGACCGCUCCAAGCCUUAAUGUCACUCAUCCAUCAUCCCCAGUCAAGUUCUGCCUCGCCGGAUUUUGCGAUGCAUCCCAGAAGGCCUAUGCAGCUGCAGUAUACCUGUGCGCCUACGAUGGAAAUUCUGGUUCCGUCUCCCUCGUCGCCUCGAAGACCCGCGUCGCUCCGGUCAAGGAAAUAAGCCUACCUCGACUCGAAUUAUGUGGAGCUGAUAUUCUCGCUGAAUUGCUCAUAUCAGUUAAGACUGCCCUCCGGAUCCCGAUUCACUCCCUCACUGCAUGGACCGACUCCACCGUUACGUUAGCGUGGAUACAGGCACCGCCUUCAAGAUGGAAGACCUUUGUAGCUAAUCGCGUAACGAAGAUUCAAGAACGAAUUCCCUCUUCUCGAUGGGGACAUGUCCGUGGGGACGAAAAUCCUGCAGAUUGCGCGUCUCGUGGGAUAAAAUGUGAUGAACUCACUCAUCAUCCUCUCUGGUGGACUGGGCCAACUUGGCUGAAAACAGGAACUCCCACACCCAGAAAUUGCAAUGCCUUUGACUCCACGACAGUCUCGAUGAUCAACGUGGAAGCCAAGAAGGUGGUCACAUUUCAUACAAUUUCAACAACAAACCAACUAAUAUUGGAUCGCUACUCUUCUCUAAACAAGUUGAUUCGAGUAACUGCAAUGGUCUUUCGAUUCAUCAAGAAUUGUAGGCCAAGUCAAGCAACCAACCCCCAGAAUACGAAGAUUAUUGUGAAACUGCCCUCAUGUGGACCAUUUCAAUUACCGCAACCUCUGACGACGACGGAAUUGACCAUCGCCGAGCACUAUUGGAUCAGAUUAAUCCAACAACAAGCAUUCGCACAUGAGCUGAAUUCUCUCCAACGAGAUAAACCCCUCUCCCACAAAAGUAAGCUGCUGUCCCUUUCCCCGUUUGUAGAUCAAACUGGGAUCCUGCGAGUUGGUGGUCGACUCAAAAACUCGAAUGUUCAAAUGACUCAACGUCACCCCAUCCUCCUCCCUACACACAACCGUUUUACACAAAUGCUUAUCAAACAAGAGCACCAGACGAAUCUUCAUGCUGGACCUCAACUGUUGAUGUCCACUCUACAGCGUCACUACUGGAUUCCUCGUGCAAAGGACGCAAUCCGGCGCCAGAUUAAGACCUGCGUUGUGUGCACCCGACACAAGGCCCAAACCAUGCAACAAAUUAUGGCUGACCUUCCCUCAUUUCGUGUGAACCAAGCUCGUCCUUUUUCCAAAUCCGGCGUCGACUAUGCAGGACCCUUUCACCUUCGCCCGAUCCAACCAAGAAGCAAGACAACGAUAAAGGCGUACCUAGCCGUAUUUGUUUGCUGUACAACUCGAGCAAUCCACCUCGAAGUAGUUAGUAGUCUAUCUACCGAUGCAUUCAUGGCUGCAUUCCGUAGAUUUACAUCACGAAGAGGUCGACCAAGUGAUCUCUACAGCGAUUGCGGCACCAAUUUUAUUGGAGCAGACCACGAGAUGAAGGACUUUCAACGUCUCAUCUUAUCACAACAGCAUAACACUGAAGUCGCCAACCAACUAUCAAACCAAGGUAUCCAGUGGCACUUCAACCCCCCUGCAAGCCCCCACUUCGGAGGACUCUGGGAGAGUGGAGUCAAGUCGGUGAAAUACCACUUGCGCCGAGUCGUUGGCCUACAGCGACUGACGUUCGAGGAGAUGACAACAGUCACAUCCCAAGUUGAAGCGAUCCUCAACUCGCGUCCUCUCACUCCUGAAUCAUCUGACCCCGACGACCUGAAUGCACUCACCCCAGGGCAUUUUCUUACUGGAGGCCCACUCAACGCCAUUCCAGAACCUUCCGUGGAUCACCUCAACACCAAUCGCCUAUCGCGCUGGCAGUUACUACAGCAAAUGACCCAAUCAUUUUGGAAGCGAUGGUCAGACGAGUACUUGACCCGACUUCAGCAACGUCCAAAGUGGAUGACUGGCAACCGUGCAAUUGUGGUGGGCGACAUGGUCCUCAUAAAGGAUGAAAAUCUUCCACCCUUGAGAUGGAAACUUGGCCGAGUCCAAACCCUGCACCCUGGCGCUGACUCCGUUGUCCGCGUCGUUACACUCAAAACUUCAUCAGGAGAUCUCAAACGCCCAGUAGUCAAACUUUGUCUCCUACCAAUCGAAGUCUCAUCGAACUCAUCGAACUCCCAGGAAUCAUCAUAA